AUGUCUGGUUUGGAUAAGGAGAAAAUUGAAAAGAUUAUUGAGGAGAAUACAAGCGCAAAUUAUGAAGGACAUUCGAAGAAGCGAGCUAAACGUAUAAGUGCGCGGAUUGAGCGAAAUAACGAGUUACUUAAGGCAUUCACUCAAAGUGAAAUUUCUAAAGCUGAAGCAGAAAUGGAUGCUUAUGUUGACCUGCUGGAAGAUGAACGUGAUUUGUCACGUAUUGCUGUUCAUGUUGAUAUGGAUGCUUUUUUCGCUGCUGUGGAAAUGCGUGAUGACCCAUCACUACGCAUAGUUCCUAUGGCUGUUGGUAGUGAUUCUAUGCUGAGCACUUCGAACUAUAUAGCACGUCGUUUCGGUGUUCGUGCGGCAAUGCCGGGAUUUAUCGCAAAAAAACUUUGUCCUGAACUGAAAAUUAUCCCAUGUAACUUUGCUAAAUACAAGAAAGCCAGCAAAGAGGCAAGAAUGAUAUUUGGAGAAUAUGAUCAGAAUUUUUCGAUGGGGAGUUUAGAUGAAGCCUACCUCGACGUAACCGAAUGUGUUGCAAAUCGCAUAUUUCCAAUUGACCGCCAACGAGUUAGGUACAUGGGGGAAUGCAUUUGCAAGUUACCCUUGAUCCCUGUAGAGGAGCAGUCAGAAGUAAAGGAUUUUGAUAAGAAGGAAGAGAGGUGUGAAAAAUGUGGGAAGACUUGUGUUAUUGUUAUCGACAAAGUUACAUUCGGAACAGAUGUUGAGGAGGUUGUCAGAGAAAUGAGGUUUCGUGUAGAGCAGGCUACUGGUUUAACUUGCAGUGCAGGUAUUGCACCUAAUUCUAUGAUUGCGAAAAUUUCAUCGGAUAUGAAUAAACCAAACGGCCAGUUUCGAGUCGCAAAUGACAAAGAAGCUGUAUUGAAUUUCAUGCAACAUUUACCAAUCCGUAAAGUGUGUGGAAUCGGGGCAGUGACAGAGGCAGUACUGAAAGGGUUAGGAAUUGAGAAGUGCGGAGACCUCUACGAGAAACGCGCUUUUCUAUCACUUUUGUUUUCGCAAAGGUCUUAUGAACAUUUCUUGCGCAUUGCCUUGGGGAUAUCGUCGUCUUAUACUGCUCUUGUUGUGAGUGAUCGUGAAUCAAGGAGGAAGAGCAUAGGCAAUGAAAGAACUUUUCAUCCCACUAAUAAUAUGAAAGUCAUAUUAGAGAUUAUGCAAGAGUUAUGCAGCAAUUUAAUACAAACUCUUCCGAAGUAUGAGGUCCUCGGCGGUCGUUCUGCAACAUGUAAAAUGAAGUUCUCGACAUUUGAUCUGAUUACGCGAUGCACAACAGUCAAUGAUAUAAUAACGGACUCGGUUCGCCUCUUCGCUAUUUGUGAAAGAUGCAUUAGAGAAGAAAUGAAAGAGGGGAGUAAACAGCUCCGGCUACUUGGCGUCCAAUUAUCAAAGCUUGUUUUUUCGGGUGAUAAGGCAGAGCCUUGUACUUCGCGUACCCUGUCUUCAUACUUCAGCCCGAAGAAACGUGGAAAGGAAAAUAAUACAGAUUACGAUAGUGAUUCAAGUAUUGAUAUGUUUGACUCCACUGCUGUGGAAGAAAGAAUGCAGUUUGAUUCACCUCGUAAUGGCGAUCUUUUUGGAUCACCAGAAGUUGAAGAAAAUGCCCCAUGCAUUUCCGGCCAAUUUUGUCCGAUUUGUGACAGAAGUUUGCCGAUGGAAAUUCAUUUAGUCAAUUGUCAUAUUGAUGAGUGUUUAAAUAGAAAAGCGAUAUCAGAAAUGGAAGAGAGGGAGAUGCAAAACUCUGCUGUGGAAGUACCAGACAGAGCGAGGCCGAGAAAAGGGACUGUAAAGGAGAAACAAAAACGAAAUGUUAUGAAGUCAGAUCAGAAGAAUGUGGAUCUCGAUGAACUAAUUUGA
This is a messenger RNA of Enterobius vermicularis (human pinworm), 1878 nucleotides long. The record is from the annotation of a GenBank genome assembly. Lineage: Eukaryota; Metazoa; Nematoda; Chromadorea; Rhabditida; Oxyuridae.